This is a messenger RNA of Colletotrichum godetiae, 522 nucleotides long. RefSeq lists its product as uncharacterized. Bases 1 to 522 code for a protein of 173 amino acids. The record is from RefSeq and is a predicted model, not a curated record. Lineage: Eukaryota; Fungi; Ascomycota; Sordariomycetes; Glomerellales; Glomerellaceae. The transcript is spliced from 3 exons.
AUGAGGCGAAAGAAACUUACAGAAGGACUUCUAUACUACGAGCUAGCUUACCAGCUCAGAUUGCAAGAUGCGCGUAGAAGUAAGAUCGAUCUGAAUGCUCAAACGGCCUCAUCUAACUCUGAUCACUCACUUCCACCUUUGUGUUUGCAGACCAGGUCACCAGACAAUCAUACAACAUCGUCCAAGGUUCCAACAUUCAGCUCUCUCACCUUCGCCGUCCUCCUCUGCGCGGCUUCGGGCACUCUUGCCCAGAACCAGCCAAAGGACAAGUACAAGUGCUAUGUGCCUUUCGAUACUUGCAGCAAGCCCAUCCCGGCUGAGCUGAAGGCUUCGAUGGCCAAGGAAUUCGGUGCCCGCAGCGAAUGCCGACUGACGGAAGUUGUCUACUACGGCGCCCCCGACGCCGCGAUUGAGGGCGUGUACUGCGAGCCUGGUCCCGUUCGUAGCAUGGGCGGGCUGUUCCAAUACUCCGUCGGGCGCGUUUCUACCGUUUGCCAUUCAAAGUGCGAGAUCUGGGGCUAG